AUGCAGCUCUCACUCCUCCUCGCUCUUCUGCCAGCGGUUCUGGCCCUGCCCGCGCCAGUCAUCGUUCCCCGUGCUGGCACUCCCAUCCCCGGACGCUACAUUGUCAAGGUCAAGAACGAGAACGUUGAGAACCUCAUCAACAAUGCCUUGAAGCUUCUCACCAAGGACCCUCAGCACGUCUACAAGUUCGGUGGCUUUGGUGGUUUCUCUGCUGAUAUCACUGAUGACAUUGUCAACCGUCUCCGCAACCUGCCCGGUGUCGACUACAUUGAGCAGGAUGCCGUCAUCAAGGCCAACCUGGGAGAGUUCGACGAGGCCCCUCUCGAGAAGAAGGCCUACGUCUCCCAGUCGGGUGCCCCCUGGGGUCUCUCUCGUAUUUCCAGCCAGAGCCGUGGCGGUACCACCUACACCUACGACAGCACUGCCGGUGCCGGUACCUGCGCCUACGUCAUCGACACUGGUAUCUACACCUCCCACCCUGAGUUCGAGGGCCGUGCCACUUUCCUCGCCAACUACGCUGGCGAUGGCAGCAACACCGACGGCAACGGUCACGGCACCCACUGCGCUGGUACCAUUGGCUCCAAGUCCUACGGAGUCGCCAAGAAGACCCAGCUCUACGCUGUCAAGGUCCUUGGUGCCGAUGGCUCUGGCACCAACUCUGGUGUGAUUGCUGGUAUCAACUUUGUUGCCAACGAUGUCAAGACCCGUAGCUGCCCCAAGGGUGCCGUUGCCAACAUGUCGCUUGGUGGCAGCCGCUCCACUGCCGUCAACUCUGCUGCCGCCAACGCUGUCACCGCUGGUGUCUUCAUGGCUGUUGCCGCUGGUAACGACGGCCGUGACGCUGCCAACUCUUCUCCCGCUUCUGAGCCCACUGUCUUCACCGUUGGCGCCACUGACAGCUCUGACCGCAUCGCCUCUUUCUCCAACUACGGCUCCGUCGUUGACAUUCUCGCUCCUGGUGUCUCUAUCCUCUCCACCUGGAUCGGCGGCCGCACCAACACCAUCUCCGGUACCUCGAUGGCUACUCCCCACGUUGCUGGUCUCGGUGCCUACCUCCUGAGCCUCGAGGGUGCCCGCAGCCCCGCUGCUCUCUCUUCCCGCAUCCAGAGCCUUUCCCUCAAGAACAAGAUCACCGGUGUUCCCUCCAGCACCGUCAACUACCUUGCUUUCAACGGCAACCCCAGCGGUUAAAUGCAUCAUUUAGCUUGAUCAUUCCCAA
This is a messenger RNA of Exserohilum turcica Et28A, 1219 nucleotides long. RefSeq lists its product as uncharacterized. NCBI's taxonomy places the organism in Eukaryota, Fungi, Ascomycota, Dothideomycetes, Pleosporales, Pleosporaceae. Gene Ontology annotation, molecular function: serine-type endopeptidase activity. The record is from RefSeq and is a predicted model, not a curated record. The transcript is spliced from 2 exons. Gene Ontology annotation, biological process: proteolysis. The coding region runs from base 1 to 1191 and encodes 396 amino acids.